Messenger RNA from Fibroporia radiculosa, 186 nucleotides. RefSeq lists its product as uncharacterized. NCBI's taxonomy places the organism in Eukaryota, Fungi, Basidiomycota, Agaricomycetes, Polyporales, Fibroporiaceae. Gene Ontology annotation, biological process: mitochondrial electron transport, ubiquinol to cytochrome c. The record is from RefSeq and is a predicted model, not a curated record. The transcript has 4 exons. The coding region runs from base 1 to 186 and encodes 61 amino acids.
AUGUCUCUGGCGAACGCUUUCUAUAACACUCUCGUCAAGCGCAACAGCGUAUAUGUGACGUCCAUCUUCGCUGGUGCAUUUGGGUUUGGUGUCGGCUUCGAUGUAGGCAUCACCUCGUUCUACGAUAGCUGGAAUAAGGGGAAACAGUGGAAAGACAUCCGGGGAAAGUACCUUGAGGAAUCAUAG